This is a messenger RNA of Symbiodinium sp. CCMP2592, 1449 nucleotides long. Lineage: Eukaryota; Dinophyceae; Suessiales; Symbiodiniaceae. The record is from the annotation of a GenBank genome assembly.
AUGGACAAUGUAGCCUUUUUGAUCACCGUGGCCGUCGUCUAUGCCUCUGUGAUUUGGUUCCUUCCGGUUCCGAUUGUAUUCAACUGGAAGCAUUUGUUCCCUGGAGCACCGUCGCACUCCACAACGGAUGCAACCGUGCAAGCACUGCUGCAGGAGCACAAAAAGAAUUGGCCGGAUUGGAUUCCGGUGUUCACAAGAAGUGGUGAAGCUUACCUCUUGCUCUGGCUUGUGUCCACAGCUUUCUCCAUAGCUUUUUCAAUGACACAGGUGGAUAUGCCGAGGCAGAUCGGGCACGUCAAUGGCGUGGCCUAUGUUGGUAUUUCGUUGUUUAUAGGAGAUCCUUGGUUUGGACUUGCUGCAUAUGCAGCGUGCUGUCCACUGAAGUUGGUACUUGCAAGUCGCAGUACGUUUUUCACGGGGGCGACGGUCGAGCUUGUCAAGGAGCUCCUGUGGUGCCUGACAAAUGAUGUUGUAACAUGCAUUUUCGUUUUUUCCAUCUUGCAGCACAUCGACAUUCUUCUCAGCAAUGUACUACAGACCACUGUCGAUUUGGAGCACCAGAUUCGUGAGAGGGAGAAGAGCAUGCAAGAGAGAGGUCAUUUGCUGUCGGCCGCACGUCGCCUUCUGUCUGUUACAUGCGAUUGCUGCGAACAGCUUUCUGACAGCUUCGAAGUGAUGCAACCGUCUCAAAACGUUUUGGCUUUGUUGCACAUCAAGAACCCAGAGGAAGACUCCCAGCUUGACCCGGGCAUUUCGUCGUUGCCUCUGCGGCAGUUCAUCUGCGAUGAUGACCAGGAGCGUUUUGCGCAGUUCAUGACUGCCUCCCAUGAGUCCCAAGCAGCUUCAUCGCUGCACCUCUGCAUGAGAACACGUUCAGGGAGCCCCUUCGAGGCCCAGAUCUUCCAUGUUAAGAUCCCUGAAACCAAUCGGCCCCAUCUCAUCGGCAUCAAGUCCGCCGUCGCUGAGAUGACCAGCAUCCCCGAGCAUUCCAUCCUCGAAGCCCAGAGCGCCCCAGCGCCCAGCGGCGGCGGGGGCCCGGCUGGGCAGCGCGAGCUCGAGGAGCUCUGGUUCGGCGACCCGCCGGUCGGCGAAGGGCCGAAGAUUGCCGAGAUCCUCCUCACGGUGAACCCCUCCGAGGCCUACGAAGUGGAGUCGCUCGAGGUCCUCUUCUCCUCCAAAGGAGCAAAGCUGACCAGUUGGAUCAGCACAAGGAGCGCAUGCCUUGUGGAAGGUUUCCUCCAGCAUCAUCUGAACUGCUGGCAGCAUGCUGAGCAGUCGAUCGAGACGUGCAAGAAGGUGCAUUUCAGGGUUCCUGAAGUUCCCGCGUGCUUUACUGCCGGCGAAAUGUCGGUGGCAGAGAUACUUGAAGCCGAAACUGGCGAGGAUCUUCCACGCUCCAUGCGUUUGUUAUUGAGGAGCAUAUCGCAGCGGCAGAGUACUCGAUCCUGA